This is a messenger RNA of Myotis brandtii (Brandt's bat), 4830 nucleotides long. RefSeq names its product solute carrier family 12 (sodium/chloride transporter), member 3 (gene SLC12A3). The transcript has 26 exons. Gene Ontology annotation, molecular function: sodium:potassium:chloride symporter activity. Lineage: Eukaryota; Metazoa; Chordata; Mammalia; Chiroptera; Vespertilionidae. Gene Ontology annotation, biological process: chloride ion homeostasis; sodium ion transmembrane transport; potassium ion import across plasma membrane. The record is from RefSeq and is a predicted model, not a curated record. Gene Ontology annotation, cellular component: membrane. The coding region runs from base 76 to 3168 and encodes 1030 amino acids.
UGCAGGCCCAGCCUAUAAAGCCACCCUGCGUGUCCCCACCGACCCUGGCCCCCGCCCCUGCCACCCAGAGCCACCAUGGCAGAGCUGCCGGGGUCGGAGACGCCGGGGGACCCCACGCUGUGCAGUGGGCGCUUUACCAUUAGCACGCUGUUGGGGAGCGACGAGUCCCCACCGCCGGCUGCCUACGACAGCAGCCACCCCAGCCACCUGACCCACGGCAGCACCUUGUACAUGCGAACCUUUGGCUACAACACUAUUGACGUGGUACCGGCCUACGAGCACUAUGCCAACAGCGCCCUGCCCGGCCAGCCCCGCAAGGUCCGGCCCACACUGGCCGACCUGCACUCCUUCCUUAAGCAGGAAGGCAGUCACCUGCAGGCCCUGGCCUUUGACAGCCGGCCCAGCCAUGACAUGACGGACGGGCUGGUGGAGGAUGAGGCGGGCGCCAGCGGCGAGAAGAGCCCGGGGGAGCCCGUGCGCUUUGGCUGGGUCAAGGGGGUGAUGAUCCGUUGCAUGCUCAAUAUCUGGGGUGUGAUCCUCUACCUGCGGCUCCCCUGGAUUACUGCCCAGGCGGGCAUUGUCCUGACCUGGAUCAUCAUCCUGCUGUCGGUCACGGUGACCUCCAUCACGGGCCUCUCCAUCUCGGCCAUCUCCACCAACGGCAAGGUCAAGUCAGGUGGCACCUACUUCCUCAUCUCCCGGAGCCUUGGCCCAGAGCUGGGGGGCUCCAUCGGCCUCAUUUUUGCCUUCGCCAACGCUGUGGGUGUGGCCAUGCACACGGUGGGCUUCGCUGAGACCGUGCGGGACCUGAUCCAGGAGUAUGGCUCGCCCAUCGUGGACCCCGUCAACGACAUCCGAAUCAUCGGCGUGGUCACCGUCACCGUGCUGCUGGCCAUCUCCCUGGCUGGCAUGGAGUGGGAGUCCAAGGCCCAGGUGCUCUUCUUCAUGGUCAUCAUGGUCUCUUUUGCCAACUACUUGGUGGGGACGCUGAUCCCCCCGUCUGAGGACAAGGCCUCCAGGGGCUUCUUCAGCUACCGGGGGGACAUUUUUGUCCAGAACUUGGUGCCCGACUGGCGGGGCCCGGACGGCAGCUUCUUCGGGAUGUUCUCCAUCUUCUUCCCCUCGGCCACAGGCAUCCUGGCGGGGGCCAACAUCUCCGGGGACCUCAAGGACCCUGCCAUCGCCAUCCCCAAGGGGACACUCAUGGCCAUCUUCUGGACCACCGUCUCCUACCUGGCCAUCUCGGCCACCAUCGGCUCCUGCGUGGUUCGGGACGCCUCCGGGAACCUGAAUGACACGGUGACCCCGGGCCUGGGCGCCUGCGAGGGGCUGGCCUGCGGCUACGGCUGGAACUUCACCGAGUGCGCCCAGCAGCACAACUGCCACUACGGCCUCAUCAACUACUACCAGACUAUGAGCAUGGUAUCCGGCUUCGCACCCCUGAUCACAGCCGGCAUCUUUGGGGCCACCCUCUCCUCUGCCCUGGCCUGCCUCGUCUCGGCCGCCAAAGUCUUCCAGUGCCUGUGCGAGGACCAGCUGUACCCUCUGAUCGGCUUCUUCGGCAAGGGCUACGGCAAGAACAAGGAGCCGAUCCGCGGCUACCUGCUGGCCUACGCCAUUGCCGUGGCCUUCAUCAUCAUCGCCGAGCUCAACACCAUCGCCCCCAUCAUCUCCAACUUCUUCCUGUGCUCCUACGCCCUCAUCAACUUCAGCUGCUUCCACGCCUCCAUCACCAACUCACCCGGGUGGCGGCCCUCCUUCCGAUACUACAGCAAGUGGGCGGCGCUGUUCGGGGCGGUCAUCUCCGUGGUCAUCAUGUUCCUUCUCACCUGGUGGGCGGCCCUCAUCGCCAUCGGCGUGGUGCUCUUCCUCCUGCUCUACGUCGUCUACAAGAAGCCAGAGGUGAACUGGGGCUCCUCCGUGCAGGCCGGCUCCUACAACAUGGCCCUGAGCUACUCCGUGGGCCUCAACGAGGUGGAGGAGCACAUCAAGAACUACCGCCCCCAGUGCCUGGUGCUCACGGGGCCCCCCAACUUCCGCCCGGCCCUGGUGGACUUUGUGGGCACCUUCACGCGGAACCUCAGCCUGAUGAUCUGCGGCCACGUGCUCAUCAAACGGCGCAAACAGAGGAUGCCUGAGCUCCGGGCCAUCGCCAACGGGCACACCAAGUGGCUGAACAAGAGGAAGAUCAAGGCCUUCUACUCGGACGUCAUCGCCGAGGACCUGCGCAGCGGGGUCCAAGUUCUCAUGCAGGCUGUGGGUCUGGGGAGGAUGAAGCCCAACAUCCUGGUGGUCGGGUUCAAGACGAACUGGCAGUCGGCUCACCCGGCCACGGUGGAGGACUACAUCGGCAUCCUGCACGACGCCUUUGAUUUCAACUACGGAGUGUGCGUCAUGAGGAUGCGCGAGGGGCUCAACAUCUCGGAGGUGAUGCAGGCGCACAUUAACCCCGUGUUUGACCCGGCCGAGGACGGCAAGGAAGCCAGCGCCAGCAGGGCCCGGCCGUCCGUCUCUGGCACACUGGACCCCGAGGCCCUGGUGCGGGAGGAGCAGGCCAGCACCAUCUUCCAGUCGGAGCAGGGCAAGAAGACCAUCGACAUCUACUGGCUGUUCGACGACGGAGGCCUCACCCUCCUCAUCCCCUACCUCCUCGGCCGCAAGAAGAGAUGGAGCAAAUGCAGGAUCCGAGUGUUCGUGGGCGGCCAGAUCAACAGGAUGGACGAGGAGAGGAAGGCGAUCAUUUCUCUUCUGAGCAAGUUCCGCCUGGGAUUCCAGGAAGUUCACAUCCUUCCUGACAUCAACCAGAAGCCGCGGGCUGAGCACACCAAGCGCUUUGAGGACAUGAUUGCGCCCUUCCGCCUGAAUGACGGCUUCAAGGACGAGGCCACCGUGGCCGAGAUGAGGCGGGACUGCCCCUGGAAGAUCUCGGAUGAGGAGAUGAACAAGAAUAGAGUCAAGUCCCUGCGGCAGGUGCGGCUGAAUGAGAUUCUGCUGGAUUACUCCCGAGACGCCGCGCUCGUGGUCAUCACCUUGCCCAUCGGGAGGAAGGGGAAGUGCCCGAGCUCGCUGUACAUGGCCUGGCUGGAGACGCUGUCCCAGGACCUCCGCCCGCCCGUCAUCCUGAUCCGAGGGAACCAGGAGAACGUGCUCACCUUCUACUGCCAGUAACGCCAAGCGUGGCCACGCCUGCCCGAGGCCGAGGGCGCAUCCCCUGGGACCCACUCUCCAUGGACGCGGCCCGAGCUCCGUCCCGCCCCAGGAUCUGACUGAAGAGGCUGCAGGUUUCCAAACUUUGGCCGGACCCCACGCCCCUCGGACCUGUCCUCCGGGCUGGGUUUUAUGGGCUGGCGAAGGAGCCUUUGAAGCUGGGUGAAAAGUUCUCUGGCGGAUCCAUCGUCCUUUUAAGUUCUUCUGAUUCUGAUGGCGGCAAAUUAAGAUUUCAGUCUUUGAUUGAUAGACAAGUUUGAGUCAGAGUGUUGGCUGUUUGUACAGACGUUCCCGUGCCUGCCUCCUGCAAGGUCAGGAGAAAGUGCGCCCCACGUACACACCCCUGUCGCCCUCACCGAGGGAUGCAGGGCUCCUGGAACCUCCAUACUCAUGCAAAUUUCUCUAACCACCUCUCACCCCCUGCGCUUUCAAUAAUAGUGCGUCUUCGUCUUCGGUGUUUUGCCUGCUUCGCUGGGAGCCCAGGGACUUUCAGGGCUGUGGCCCACAGUGAGGGAUAGAUUUUACGUCGAGCCUUGGAACAGACACACUUACCCUCACGCGGGUGACGCACGCCGAUCUGUGCUGCUCUGAUUCUCCUUCUCCUUUGAAUGUUGGUUGCCAUCCCCUCAUGAGUGUGGGACCCACUCAUGGGGGUGACCCCGGUUUGAAAAGCAGCGUAGACCUUCCUUUGGGAGAGAGUUAGGGAGUCUGGUGCCAGGGUGUGCAGCUUUAGAUCUGGUUGGGGAUGGAGGAUGGAUGGUUGGUUAGGGAUGCAGGUAUCGGGGGGUCAAGAAUGGAGAAGCAGAGCUGCGGGGUGCAAGAUUGGACAAAGGAUCCGAAAGGUGCAUGUGCGGCCCCAGGUCGGGUGAAAGGAUGGGAGGAGGGGCCACUGGUAAGAGAUAGAGCCAGUGCAUUGUGGGUGGUCGUAGAAUGGGGGUCAGAGUUGAGAACCUGGGGAAGAUGGGCCUUGUUCAUGCACAGGUGUUGGGGUCCCGGGAUUGAACACCCCCAGAAUGCUUGCACCAACCACACUUGGAUGCGAGAGCAGAAUGAACGUGAAGAGACUCCAGUGCUGGUGGGUGGGGCUCCCUGAAAGGGCAUCUCAGUUCUGGGUGCACGUGUGUAGCAUGCAGUGAGCUGUUGGCGGGCACGGCUGGCUGGGCCUUUUCCAGGAGACGGGUGGCGAAGGAACAAGGCAGCUUUGGGUCUGCUCAGCCCCCUCCCAGCCCCCUGAAGCACCCACUCAGUUAUGGAGGGUUAGGACCGAAGGACGCUGGCAUUUCUCGGGUCAUGCGGCUGCAGAGAACAACGGCUCUGGUCUCAGGCUGUUCCAAGUCCCACCGGUCUUUUGCUCAGCAGGACUCCUAGAGUGACCCAGCGCCUGGCUGAGCUGACUGCCUGGGGACGGUGCCUCUGCUCCCUGGGGGCCUCGGGAGGGUGCCUGCCUCAGCCAUUCCCCCAACUCCAGAUAAGAUAAAACCUCCGUCAGGGAAUACAGUCCGAAGCCACAUGGAAAACUAUUUCCUGGUGAACGGACACUCCCUCUCCAGACCUCAGGGAGACCUGACCCAAGGACAGAAAUUGCUUUGGCUUCAGGCAUUAAAUACUAAAAGCAAAACUUCA